AUGGCCAGUGCAGAGCCCUCACUGUUCACGUCCCUCAGCCCCAGCCCUGGUUUUGGAGAUGAUGAACUGGACCUAGAGUGCUGGUUUAAUGAGGACUUCAAGUUCAUCCUGCUGCCUGUGAGCUACACAGUUGUCUUUGUGCUGGGCCUGGGCCUCAAUGCUCCAACUCUCUGGCUCUUCCUCUUCCGACUCCGACCCUGGGAUGCAACAGCCACCUAUAUGUUCCACUUGGCAUUGUCAGACACCUUGUAUGUGCUGUCACUGCCUACCCUCAUCUACUAUUAUGCAGCCCGCAACCAUUGGCCCUUUGGCACCGGGCUCUGCAAGUUCAUCCGCUUCCUCUUCUAUUGGAAUCUCUACUGCAGUGUCCUCUUCCUCACCUGCAUCAGUAUGCAUCGCUACCUGGGCAUCUGCCACCCACUGAAAGCACUACGCUGGGGUCGCCCUCGUUUUGCGGCCCUUCUCUGCAUAGGAGUUUGGUUGAUGGUAGCUGGGUGCCUUGUGCCCAAUCUGUUCUUUGUCACAACCAGCAUCAAGGGGACCACCAUUCUGUGCCAUGACACCACUCGGCCUGAGCAGUUUGAUCACUACGUGCACUUCAGCUCAGCAGUCAUGGGACUGCUAUUCGGCUUGCCCUGUCUGGUCACUCUGGUAUGCUACAGUCUCAUGGUCCACCGCCUGUAUCGGCCCUUGCCAGGAUCUGCUCAGUCAUCUUCUCGUCUCCGUUCUCUCCGCACCAUCACUGUGGUCUUGGCUGUCUUUGCUGUGUGCUUUGUGCCUUUCCACAUCACCCGCACCAUUUAUUACCUGGCAAGGCUGCUGGAAGCUGACUGUCAGAUGCUGAACAUUGUCAAUGUGGCCUACAAAGUGACUCGGCCACUGGCCAGUGCCAAUAGCUGCCUAGAUCCAGUGCUCUAUCUGCUCACUGGGAACAAGUACCGACGCCAGCUCCAGCACCUCUGCAGUGGUGGCAGACCCCAGCCUCGCAUAACUGCCUCCUCUCUGGCCCUGGUAUCCCUGCCUGAGUAUGGCAGCUGCAGGUGGGUAUCCACCUCCCACAGCAGCAGCUGCCCUGCCCCUAGGGCAGAUAGAUCAUAA
Octodon degus (degu) is the source of this 1098-nucleotide messenger RNA. It is a transcript of the gene P2ry4, whose product is annotated as pyrimidinergic receptor P2Y4. Gene Ontology annotation, biological process: G protein-coupled receptor signaling pathway; transepithelial chloride transport. Gene Ontology annotation, cellular component: plasma membrane. Gene Ontology annotation, molecular function: G protein-coupled purinergic nucleotide receptor activity; G protein-coupled UTP receptor activity. The transcript has a single exon. The record is from RefSeq and is a predicted model, not a curated record. NCBI's taxonomy places the organism in Eukaryota, Metazoa, Chordata, Mammalia, Rodentia, Octodontidae. Bases 1 to 1098 code for a protein of 365 amino acids.